Molecule: messenger RNA, 1132 nt
Organism: Andrographis paniculata
Lineage: Eukaryota; Viridiplantae; Streptophyta; Magnoliopsida; Lamiales; Acanthaceae
Product: zinc transporter 1-like
Exons: 2
Coding region: 48-1067 (339 amino acids)
Biological process (GO): zinc ion transmembrane transport
Cellular component (GO): membrane
Molecular function (GO): zinc ion transmembrane transporter activity
Source: RefSeq, a predicted model, not a curated record
AGCCCUCGUUCUUCCAUUUCUAACCACAAAAAAUAUCUUUCAAUUCCAUGGCUGCUCCCUCUCUCAGCUCCACCUCAACUACCCUCAUCACUCUUCUAACACUCCUCCUCCUCCGCCUCUCCAUCGCCGCCGCUCACGGCGGCCACAGCCACAGCGACUCCGACACCGACGCCGACGCAGACAAUAGAGAUCCGCGCGAGAAGGGGCUGAUUCUGGUGAAGAUAUGGUGCCUGAUCAUCAUGUUCGCGAGCACAUUCGCCGGCGGGAUCUCGCCGUACUUCUACCGGUGGAACGAGAGCUUCCUGCUUCUGGGGACUCAGUUCGCCGGCGGCGUGUUCCUGGGGACGGCGCUGAUGCAUUUCCUCAGCGACUCGACGGAGACGUUCGGGGAGCUGACGCCGGACAAGGAGUAUCCCUUUUCCUUCAUGCUGGCGGCCGCCGGAUAUCUGCUCACGAUGCUCGGCGACUGCGUCAUCGCCUGGCUGCUGAAAGACCUGCCGCCGCCGGCCAAGGAGAGGGUCGAAGGGUUGGAAGACGGCGGCGGCGGCGGCGCGGGGUUUUCGGCGGAGGUGACGACGUACUUCGUGAAAACGGCGUCGUUGGGAGACACGGUGCUGCUCAUACUCGCGCUUUGCUUCCACUCCGUCUUUGAGGGCAUUGCCGUUGGAGUUUCCGGUAAUAAAGCGGAGGCAUGGCGAAACAUGUGGACAAUCUCGUUACACAAGAUAUUCGCGGCCGUCGCGAUGGGCAUCGCACUUCUAAAGAUGAUACCACAAAGGCCACUUGUAACAACCGCGAUCUACUCAUUCGUGUUCGCCAUUUCGAGCCCUAUUGGGAUAGGAAUCGGCAUUGCACUUGACGCGACCACACAAGGGCCGGCGGCCGAUUGGACUUACGCGAUCGCGAUGGGACUUACUUGCGGAGUCUUCAUAUAUGUAGCCAUUAACCAUUUGAUCGCCAAAGGGUAUCGAUUGCAAGUCGAGUGCUACUACGACUACUCUUUUUACAAGUACUUUGCCGUGCUCCUCGGCGUCGCGGUAAUUGCAAUAGUGAUGAUUUGGGAUUAGUAAAUAAUGUAUGAUCGAACAUUGUAAUUUGGAUAUAUAUCGAUGUAUGUAUACAUUUUUUUUUU